Messenger RNA from Saprolegnia diclina VS20, 636 nucleotides. RefSeq lists its product as hypothetical. The record is from RefSeq and is a predicted model, not a curated record. NCBI's taxonomy places the organism in Eukaryota, Oomycota, Saprolegniomycetes, Saprolegniales, Saprolegniaceae. The transcript has 2 exons. The coding region runs from base 1 to 636 and encodes 211 amino acids.
AUGCUGCCAACGAGUCGCCGACCUCUCUACUGCGACAACCGUCGCGCGGCCAUCGAGGACCUCCACGAGACGCUGCACUCGGGCGCCGCUGCGGAUAAAGUCGCGGCGCUGCAGCGUCUUCGGAACGUCGCGGCCCACGAUGCGUCUUGCGUGCCGCUCUUGGUCCGUGCGAGUUUGCCGCAUUUGCUCAAGCUGCUGUGGCACCGGGACCGCGCCAAGCUGCAUGGCGGUAUCGCAUCGGCAGUGGAGGCCAUGUCGGGUGCGAGAGCCUUCGCCUCUGCUGUGGAGCCGCACCGCAGCACACUGGCGUCAAUUCUCGGUGCGCUGGUCCAGGUCGAUGACAGCGCCACCGUUGUCGACGCUGUUGACGUGAUCGCUAAUGUUAUCGAUGCGACCGAAUCAUUGGCGCUGCUACGCAAGCACGAGGAUGAGGUGCGCGUCGCUGCCUUGCGGACGCUCUGGCGGAUCACGUACUACGAUGUUGAAUCGCGCGAAGCCAUUGCCGCCGCUGCGCGCCAGAGCCUUCAGGAUAGCAAUCCCGAGGUUAGGGGCUAUGCCCAGCGCAUAUGGGAGCUGUGCGCGCCGCCACAAGAGAGCAGUAGCGUCCCAUCGACAGACCAACAGGGUCAACCUUGA